This is a messenger RNA of Candidozyma haemuli, 912 nucleotides long. RefSeq lists its product as uncharacterized. The record is from RefSeq and is a predicted model, not a curated record. Bases 1 to 912 code for a protein of 303 amino acids. Lineage: Eukaryota; Fungi; Ascomycota; Pichiomycetes; Serinales; Metschnikowiaceae. The transcript has a single exon.
AUGUCCACGCUAGCGAAAACCUACGUGGCCUGCUGCCUACUACUCCUACAAGAUCCGGGCUCUCCCUUGGUUCCUCAUGAUGUGAGUGACUUUGUGCUGGUGCUUGAUACUUUAGACCUUUCACUGGCCAACUUGGCUCUUCUGAUUGUGCUUCUUGCCCGCUACAAACGGAAUGAUGUUAAUACGCUUGUGCUAGGCGACACUUCGGCUUUGAAUACAGCUUACUAUGCCAUGAUCGGUUCUCUUGUCUUGGCUAACAAGUAUAUGAACGAUCAGAGUUAUACGCUCAAAACAUGGCAUUCCAUCUUGGCCAAGUGCUCCCAUCUUGCUCCUACGCUCCCGCUUUUGAACCAGCUUGAAGCUCAUUUCUUGAGUGCCAUUAACUACUCGGUUGGUACUGCCCAUGAACCUUCCUUGUGGGAUAAGUUUUCCCAUUUGGAUCCAUACUGGCUUUCCCAAUUACGUGCUCAGGUUGAGGAUGGUCCCGUUGCUGCUCCACUUCCUCAGUCUGUUCCUCAGGUACCUGCCCAGGUCGCUCCCCCAGUCGCUGCUGCUGCUGCUGCUCCUCAGGUUGGCCCCAUGCCUACUCCACCAUCGGUUCCUACAUUCCAGCCUUUUGCUCCUUUGGUGGCCAUGGCCCCUGUGGUUCUGCCAGCAUACUGUUUAGGUCAACUGUUACAGCCUCAUUUGCAUUGCACGCCAGUGCCCACGCCUCCUACUGUUCCUCCACCAUUGCCUCGCCAGAUGUACAACCAGUGCCAGUUCCAGGCGCUCGAUGACUACGUGCCAAUGACACCUAUGCUGGUGGGCCGCAAGCGUCGGAAGGUAGACGACUACAGCAUUAGCAUUAACGUGGGCCAGCCAUGGUACCCUGCUCCUAUGGGCGCCCAGGCUCUCCACAAGCAUUACUGA